Molecule: messenger RNA, 3795 nt
Organism: Bactrocera tryoni
Lineage: Eukaryota; Metazoa; Arthropoda; Insecta; Diptera; Tephritidae
Exons: 12
Coding region: 1-3795 (1264 amino acids)
Molecular function (GO): protein binding
Source: RefSeq, a predicted model, not a curated record
AUGUGUAAAAAACGUGCAGCAGCAGCGUUCCUGCUGUUAGUGCUGACCAUAAUUGGCAGUUAUACCACACAGGGUGAGCAACAUCCAGCGACGGCGGAUGAAGGUCCGCUAUCGGAGGUGCAAACCGCCGUGGGGCUGGAGGUGGCGCUGCCAUGUGACCUAUUGCCGGGCACCAUGUCGGCUGAUAAGGUGCAAUUGGUCAUCUGGUAUCGACAGGGCAACGUCAAGCCAAUUUAUACCUUUGACGCGCGCGGCCGUCCACUGCAUCAGGCCAUACCCUGGGCGGACGAGAAUGUCUUCAAGAACAAGGCGCACUUCUACUACGACACAAAUCCGCCGGCGCUGCGCAUUAAGAACAUACAACUGAGCGAUGCGGGCCUCUAUAAGUGUCGCGUGGACUUUCAUAAAUCACCGACGCGCAAUUGGCGCAUUAAUGUGACAGUCUUAGUGCCGCCCACACGCUUAACAAUACUGGAUCACAAUGGCGCUGAAAUACGCGACCAAUUGGCCGGUCCCUACUUGGAGGGCGACAGCGUUAAUCUGACGUGCCUGUCCAGCGGUGGUGUGCCGCCGCCGCGCGUCUCCUGGUGGCGCGAACACGCGCUCGUCGACGACUCCUUCCAUGUGCAGCCAGAUGGCACCGUUCGCAAUAUACUACACUUGAAAAAUAUCGCACGGAAGGAUUUACUAACGGUUUACACGUGCCAAGCGAGUAACGGACAUGUUGUGGCGGCUCUGACGAGGAAAGUUGUGCUGGACAUGAACUUACCGCCACUAAGUUUGCUGCUGCAAGGUCUAAAUCACGCGCUCAUCGCUGGCACGCGCACACAUGUGACCUGCACCGCAGUGGGCGCACGACCAGCGCCACAAAUUGUGUGGAAAAAAUCGGGGCAGGUGCUCAAGGGAGCAACACAGUCGACUUCCAGUGAUGGCAACACCACCGUCUCCGAGCUGAUGCUUAUACCGGUGCCCGAGGACAACGAGCGUCAAGUAGUCUGCUCCAUUUCAUUAAAUCCAUCUAUAACGUCGCAGCAGCUGCACGAGGGCGAUACGACCGUGUUGACGGCGCAGAGCAAUGGCAAUAUGGGAUUGUAUUUGAAGGAUUCGCGCGUGCUGAAUGUGACACAUGCACCCAUUGUCUCGCUGCGCUUGGGCGCACCUCUGGAUCCGAACAACCUGCUAAAGGGCUCCGAUGUCUACUUGGAGUGCGAUGUAAAGGCGAAUCCGGGCAUAACCCGGGUCGAGUGGUAUCACAAUGACAAACAGCUGCAUCUCUCACGCGGUGUUAUCAUCUCCAAUCAGACGCUCGUGCUGCAAGGAAUUUCGAAAAUAUCACACGGCCAGUACUUCUGUCGUGCCACAAAUAUACAAGGAAGUGUGUCCAGCAAUGAAGUCUAUUUGGAUGUGAAAUAUCCGCCCGUAUGCAAAGCCGAAUCGACGACCAUACGCGCCGCCCUCAAGCAGACCAUCAACAUUACGUGUCAAGUGGACUCGAAUCCACUUGAUAAUCUAAAUUACAGAUGGCAUUUCAACAAUUCACUAGAGAGGCUCAUCGAAUUGCCCGCAACGUUGGCGACGGCGCCGGCCGCUAUGCCGCUACUGCUCUAUUCGGAUGUUGGUGGUGCAGCUGGAGGGCACACAUCCGGCGGAUAUUAUCAGCGUAGCAAGCGGAAGCAUGGUCAUGCGCAAAAAUUUCUGCUCGGCCGACAUGGACGUGUUGCGGCGGCCGCCAGUGUAUUGGGCAGCGGCAACGUCGCCGGAAGCGCCUGGUCCAACAUUCGUUUCGAAGAUGUCGACGAACAGCAAAUGCCGCCCCACCAAUAUGUCGAUGAGUACGAUGACGGUGAAUUUAUAGACAACACUAACAGCAACAACGACGACGACGACGAGGAUAUGGGGCUCGGCGGCGAUGUGGUCGCUAGCGUGCCGCGUACCCAAAUGGUUUAUUCCAAUAUGAUUUAUAAAAACCAUUUGGAUAACCGACAACAACAACAACAGCAACAACUGCUGCAGCCGCAACACGCACAGCACACACACCAACAACAACAACAGCUACAGCAGCAAUUUUCGGCGCACCAACAUCAACAGCAAGGCCGCAUGGCUGGCGGCAUCGGUGGUGGUGGGCCGUUGGGUGGCGGCGCUCAUGACAUGCUCCCACAUGGCAAUCAAUUUCAGUUGGCCGAACGCAAACGACUCACGGCAGCGCUGCACAAAAAACAACAUCAUCGUCCAAUGGCCGGUGUGUCGAUGACCACGCAGCCACCAGCGGCGCCACCGCUGAACAACGUCUACAGCUACCACAUAGAUUCGUACGAUAGUUUCGGCGCGAUCUCGUGCGUGGCCAGCAAUGCGAUGGGCCACAGCGAGCCCUGUUGGUAUCACAUACAGCCGGCAGACUUUCCCGACCCGGUGAAGAACUGCACGGCCUACAAUGCCACCGCCAACUCCAUACAAAUCCAGUGCAUCGCCGGCUAUGACGGCGGCAUACCGCAGCACUUUCACGUGCAAAUCAAGGACGAACUCACCAAUCAAAUACUCUACAACACUUCCUACAAGUACGCCGAGUUCACCAUCAAGCGACUGCCGAGCGAUUCGGUCUUCGUGAUACGCGUAACGGCCGUGAACGCACAAGGACCGAGCAAAGUAGCAUACCGCGUGCGCGGACGCACACUCUCCGCACCGCUGCUGCGUACCGCCUCCUCCACCGCUGUGUUGGUGCAGCUGACACCGCUGCUCGGCGCCUUGCUGGGCAUUGUCGCCACGGUCGUGCUGAUCGCUAUCUGCAUUGUGAUUUUCCUACGUGUACGCCCGAAGGCGACGCGUCGCCCGAACGGUGAUACCACCACCACGGAGGCGGAUAAGGGCAGCGCCGAGCCGCUGUCGCGUAACAUGGGCAGUCACUCGAGCUUGGAGGACAAGAAUCCCGAUGUCGUCCCGCAAGAGACAAACAGCGAGGAUGAAUUUCACUUGGAGGAGAAGGCGUUCGAUCGGCUGAACAUAGAGUCGCAGCGCAUACUGUACACGCCACCGACGCGCAUUAAUACGGCGUCUCCGCCACCGCCUUCGCUGUCGCCCACAUUUGGCAAGCAGUAUGGCGAACUCUCGCUCACCACCAAUCCCGCCUUCAGCCUGUACAACACGCCACAGCGCGCGCCCGCCGCCCAACGCCCCGUCUACACCGCACCACCGCCGCUGCUCUCCACACGCACGCCACCCAACAUCUACACACGCAUACCCGGCCGCUCCUACCUGCCCGCCUACGAGACGCGCACCUCACCCACCUCACCCUACGGCUCGACCACCACCUGCACCAUACCGCUGCUCAGCGGCCAAUCCAACGGCUCUCUACAAACGAACAGCAGCACGCUGGGCAGCACUUCGGGCGGCGUCGGCACCGGCGGCAUGGGCGGUGGCAGUCUCACCAGCAACGCCAGCAGCGGCAUGCACUGCAACACCUUGCCACAUCCGGGCGCUUUGCAGCAUCACGCCUCGGCGGCCGCAGCUGCCGCGGCGGUGGCAUCCAUGACGACAAAUGGCAUGCCCUCGACGCUCACCUCAUCGAUGACAUCGGGGAAUAUUAGCCUGGCCGCAACACAGUCGCUGCUCACAUCGCCGCGCACUCACAAUGGCGCCGGCGUUGGUGGAGCUGGUGGUGGCAGCGGCGCGCUCUCACUUGGCGGCAUGAGCAUGGGCAUGUCGGCGGCUACAGCGGCUGCAACGACGGCCGGCAUGCCGUUACUCAACUCAUCGUCCGCGUUGCUGGGCAGCGGCAACUAUGAGACAGUGGCCUCCUGA